Messenger RNA from Penicillium waksmanii, 588 nucleotides. RefSeq names its product 2-hydroxy-palmitic acid dioxygenase MPO1. The record is from RefSeq and is a predicted model, not a curated record. The coding region runs from base 1 to 588 and encodes 195 amino acids. Lineage: Eukaryota; Fungi; Ascomycota; Eurotiomycetes; Eurotiales; Aspergillaceae. Gene Ontology annotation, biological process: sphingoid catabolic process. The transcript has 4 exons. Gene Ontology annotation, cellular component: endoplasmic reticulum.
AUGGCACUCAAUCUUGAGAAGCAGCUGCUCUUCUAUGGAGCUUACCACAACAACCCUGUGAAUGUCGCAAUUCACAUCACUUGUGUACCGAUCCUGCUGUUCACCGGCAUCGUCCUGGCAUGUAACUCUCCAGCACUCCUUCCAGCCCCCGAGGCCCUACGCUUCGAAUACCUCCCCGCCAACGCAGGCACAAUCGGAGCAUUCAUCUACGCCUUUUUUUACGUCCUUCUCGAGCCGGUCGCUGGUGGUCUGAUCGCGCCCUUGGUGAUCGGCUCCGCGGCCGCUGGGAAUUACCUUCUCGGAACGCACGGCAUGGUUGUGAACUACUGGGCUGGUGGAAUCCAUGUUGUCUCGUGGUUGGCGCAGUUUGUCGGCCACGGCAAGUUCGAGGGACGCGCGCCGGCGUUGCUGGAUAAUUUGGUUCAGGCGUUGCUGCUUGCGCCGCUGUUUGUUUGGAUGGAGAUUCUGUUCUUCUUUGGGUAUCGGCCUGAGUUGAAGGAGCGGAUGGAUAAGAGUGUCGAGAAGGAGAUUGAGAAGUUCCGCAGGGAGAAGGAGGUGAAGAAAAGUGGUGGUGGUGGUGCCCAGUAA